AUGAUUGAAGACGAAGAGGGAUCUAGUCCCCAACAAUUGUUAGACAUUAAUAACAAGUCUUCUAUCAGUGAUGUUUUCAUUGUUGGGUUCAGAAUUCCCCUUAACUACAGACUUUUUCUCUUCAACAUGUUCCUCAUUAUCUACAUCCUGACUUUGUCAUGCAAUCUCUUGAUCAUCUUGUUGAUGUUCUUCUCCAAACUUUCUCAUUCCCCUAUGUAUGUGCUCCUCUCCAACCUGUCCCUGUCGGAGAUCUUGUUUACCAGUAACAUUGCUCCCCCCAUGCUCCAUGUAAUAAGUAGAGAUGGUGCAAUGUUCUCUCUUGUUGGAUGUUUCAUUCAGUUUUAUUUAUUUGGGUCAUUGGGUGCGCUGGAAAGUUUCCUCCUCUCGGCAAUGUCCUAUGAUAGAUUUCUUGCUAUCUGCAAACCUCUUAAUUACAGUUUAAUUAUUAAUCCCAGGACGUGUUUAUCUCUGAUUCUUGUCUCUUGGAUGUCGGCAUUCUUGAUCAUGUCCAUCUUUUUAAGUUUUUUGAAAACCUUGAAUUUUUGCAGCACAAAUAUUAUUGAUCAUUUCUUCUGUGACUUCGUUCCUUUAUUGAAGUUGUCUUGUUCUGACACUUCUACCGUUCAAAUCGUUGUGUCUUUGCUUUCAUCUACGGCCACUGUGUUCCCAUUUCUCCUAAUCAUAGCUACUUAUGGGUUCAUCAUCAAAGCCAUUACUGGGAUUUCUUCGGCGAAGGGGAAAAAGAAAGCCUUCUCCACCUGCAGUUCCCAUCUUGGCGUGGUUUCCAUCUACUAUGCUACCUUGAUUAUGGUCUACGAGAUCCCGUCUGGACAUUCAUUGGUGGUAAACAAAGUUCUAUCACUUCUCUAUACAGUUCUCACCCCACUAUUGAAUCCCUUCAUUUAUACCUUGAGGAACCAAGAGAUCAAGACAGCAAUAACUCAAAUAUGGACAUCCAAAAGGAGAGUUUACAUUUUCAAAAGAAAAUUGGGUUGUUGUCAUAAAGUAAAGGAAUUUAAAAAAAAAAAAAAAUAA
Rana temporaria (common frog) is the source of this 1035-nucleotide messenger RNA. Its product is annotated as olfactory receptor 1-like. The record is from RefSeq and is a predicted model, not a curated record. Gene Ontology annotation, cellular component: membrane. The transcript has a single exon. The coding region runs from base 1 to 1035 and encodes 344 amino acids. Gene Ontology annotation, biological process: G protein-coupled receptor signaling pathway. Lineage: Eukaryota; Metazoa; Chordata; Amphibia; Anura; Ranidae. Gene Ontology annotation, molecular function: G protein-coupled receptor activity; olfactory receptor activity.